AUGAAUCCUCCGGAGUUCCAUGGCUCCAAAGUGAGAGAGGAUCCUUAUGAGUUUAUGGAAGAGGUUCUCAAGAUACUUGAUAUUAUGGGAGUGAGUUUGGUGGAGAAAGCGGAAUUGGCUGCUUAUCAAUUGAAAGGUGUUACUCAAGGGUUAAGGCUUAAGAAGAAGAAUAGGGAAGUGAAGAGGGCAAGGACCAAUGAUGGAAAUUCUUCCAAAGGUAAAUUCGAAGGUCAAGGUAGACCAAGGUUCAAGGGGAAGUUCUCCAAUCAAAGCUCCUCUAAUGCUCUAAGGGGAAACAAAGGUAGGGUGUCUAACCCUAAGCCUCAAGGACGCAAUAGUGGUGGAUCUUCCAUGAAGAGGCCUACUUGUGCCAAGUGUGGCAAAAAACAUGAUGGUAAAUGUCUUGUCGGCAUGGGUGUGUGCUAUGGUUGUGGUAAGAGUUGCCACCAAUUGAAAGAUUGCCCAACACGUACGACCAAGGGGAGGGAAAAUAAACAAACUGCUCCAAGUGGUUCAAAUUCUGAUGCUCCCAAGAAAAACUACUUUUAUGCUCUUCAAGCUAGAGGUGACCAAGUUAGCUCCCCGAAUCUGGUUACCGGUACAUUGCAAGUUUUUCUUAUUGAUGUUUAUGCAUUAUUGGACCCAGGUGCCACUCUAUCUUUUGUGACGCCCUUUGUGGCGAUGAGGUUUGAUGUUCAUCCGAAAGAAUUAUUAGAACCUUUUUUGGUUUCUAGCCCAGUUUGUGACUCUGUGGUGGCUAAGAGGGUGUAUAAAAGGUGUCCCAUUUCCUUGUCCCAUAGAGUUACUUUUGUUGACUUGGUAGAACUUGACAUGUUAGAUUUCGACGUAAUUCUUGGUAUGGAUUGGUUGCAUGAUUUUUAUGCUUCAAUUGAUUGUAGAACUUAG
Solanum verrucosum is the source of this 906-nucleotide messenger RNA. RefSeq lists its product as uncharacterized. Gene Ontology annotation, molecular function: zinc ion binding; nucleic acid binding. The transcript is spliced from 2 exons. Lineage: Eukaryota; Viridiplantae; Streptophyta; Magnoliopsida; Solanales; Solanaceae. The coding region runs from base 1 to 906 and encodes 301 amino acids. The record is from RefSeq and is a predicted model, not a curated record.